AUGCGCUUGAUCAUCCGCGACGACGCCAGCAAGGCGAGCGCCUACGUGGCCAGCUACAUCGUCGACCGCAUCCGCGCCUUCAACCCUACUCCCGAGAACCCCUUCGUCCUCGGCCUGCCCACGGGCUCCAGCCCCCAGGGCGUCUACAAGAUCCUCGUCCAGAAGUACAAGGCCGGCGAGAUCUCGUUUGAAAAUGUCGUGACGUUCAACAUGGACGAGUACGUCGGCAUCCCGCGCGACCACCCCGAGUCGUACCACUCCUUCAUGUGGAAGCACUUCUUCUCGCACGUCAACAUCCACCCCUCCAACGUCCACAUCCUCAACGGCAACGCGCCCAACCUCGAGGCCGAGUGCGUCGCCUACGAGGACGCCAUCAAGCGCCACGGCGGCAUCGACCUGUUCCUGGCCGGCAUCGGCGAGGACGGCCACAUCGCCUUCAACGAGCCCGGCUCCUCGCUCGCCAGCCGCACCCGCGUCAAGACGCUCGCCUACGACACCAUCCUCGCCAACUCGCGCUUCUUCGACGGCGACAUCGACAAGGUGCCGCGCAUGGCCCUCACCGUCGGCGUCCAGACCGUCCUCGAGGCCCGCGAGGUCGUCGUCAUCAUCCUCGGCCAGCGCAAGUCGCUCGCCCUCCAGCGCUGCAUCGAGCAGGGCGUCAACCACAUGUGGACCCUCUCCAGCCUCCAGCUGCACCCUCACCCCAUGAUUGUGGCCGACGAGGACGCGACCCUGGAGCUCCAGGUCAAGACGGUCAAGUACUUCAAGAGCAUCGAAAAGGUCGCCCGCGAGGCCGGCUUCGAGCAGAUCCUGCCCUCCAAGGUCCGCACCGGCAACGGCCCCAUCCCGCAGACCAAGGUCGACGAGGUCAACUCCCCCACCAUCCACUCCCCGCAGCCCACCACCUCGCGCCUCCUCCGCGCCACCCCGGCCGCCGAGUACCCCAUCCGCUCCGUCUCCCCGGAGCUGGUCCCGGACCGCAUGGCCUCUCGCAUCCCCGAGCCGAACCUGUCCAAGCGCCUGACGCCCAACCCUGAGCAGCAGGCUGCCCGGCAAAACGCCAUCAGCGCCUAA
This is a messenger RNA of Purpureocillium lilacinum, 1074 nucleotides long. RefSeq names its product glucosamine-6-phosphate isomerase 1. The record is from RefSeq and is a predicted model, not a curated record. Gene Ontology annotation, molecular function: identical protein binding; glucosamine-6-phosphate deaminase activity. Gene Ontology annotation, cellular component: cytoplasm. Lineage: Eukaryota; Fungi; Ascomycota; Sordariomycetes; Hypocreales; Ophiocordycipitaceae. Gene Ontology annotation, biological process: D-glucosamine catabolic process; N-acetylneuraminate catabolic process; carbohydrate metabolic process.